Molecule: messenger RNA, 402 nt
Organism: Geodia barretti
Lineage: Eukaryota; Metazoa; Porifera; Demospongiae; Tetractinellida; Geodiidae
Source: the annotation of a GenBank genome assembly
AUGAAGAAACUCCUUCCCGAAAUUUCGAGUUCAGCGUUUCGCGCCUUGAUACUCGGCUAUCUCCAGAGAUGCGGUAGCCCGAUUCCGAUGGAUAAAGACAUCGCUAUGAAGGCAGGCGCGAUGGCGGUGCAGGCACUCUCAGACGGCAUGUUCAAUGGCGUUGCGACUAUUACGCGGACGGAGGCUGGCAUUGAACCGACCCUGUUACCUUUAGGACAGGUGCUAAAGCGGGAUGCGUCCGGACAUGUGAUUCGGAGAAGUCUCGAUCUACGGUUCUACGACGCCGAACGGUAUCAGAUGUCUCCGGCGGGUGCUGGGUAUUUCCGUCCGCUGUUCGGCGACUUGCCACGUUCGGAGCGGUCAUUGGACGAUCGAUUGAUUGAGAUUGGUGAGAUUGGGUGA